UUCGUGUUGCUACAUCACCACCUUCUAUCGUUGUUCGGGAGCUGCAAAGUGGAAAGUCCCUGUCAAGGUAUCUCCAGCUCACCACUUCGGGAAUUAGGUUUGUCAUUUUAAGUGCGGGAUACCAACAAUUCCGCCAGCGCAGCGCCUCGGGGGGCACACGUCCAUGUGAACCCGUCUCAGCCGUCGCUUUAGCUGACGAGCAGCGUUAGGCGUUUUUACGAAUGCUAGCCAGUGUUAGCAGGCUAGCUCUUUGUGUUGCUAGCUGAUAGCUGAAGGAUGUUUUGUUUUUGUUGAGCUGAGCAGCCCUCCCGUCGUCUGGGAGAGGAGAUUUAUCAGCUGUGCAUGGGCAAAAAACCCACUCGGCUCUCUUCACGUCGCGCGUAUUCACUGAAAUAUCAGUGAAGGUGGCCCGUGAAACCCACUUUGUAGUGAAGCGACCCACAGAGAGGAGAGUUUGAAGAGGACUGAGAUGGGAAACUGUCUGAAAUCUCCGACCUCGGAUGAUAUUUCUUUGCUGCACGAAUCUCAGUCGGACCGGGCCAGCUACGGGGACCCCGACCAGGAGCCACCGCCCCCCUAUCAGGAGCAGAUCCGCGUGCCUGUGUACCACCCGACACCCAGCCAGGCCCGGCUUGCCACCCAGCUGACAGAAGAGGAGCAGGUCCGCAUCGCUCAGCGCAUUGGACUCAUCCAGCACCUCCCCAAAGGCGUGUAUGACCCGGGACGGGAUGGCUCUGAAAAGAAGAUCAGAGAGUGUGUGAUUUGCAUGAUGGACUUUGUAUACGGAGACCCCAUCCGGUUCCUGCCCUGCAUGCACAUCUACCACAUGGACUGUAUAGACGACUGGCUGAUGAGGUCCUUCACCUGCCCCUCCUGCAUGGAGCCUGUGGACGCCGCACUGCUCUCUUCCUAUGAGACCAACUGACACACACACACACACACACGCCCACAGACACACACAUGCCCACAGAUGCAGAGUGGACGCACACACAAAUGUACUCUCACAGACGGACAUGCACACACCCUCCAGCCUGUUCAGCAGAAACGCUCAAUAGACUGGCUUUGGUCAGAGUUGGUGAUGUAAGACGCUAAAUCAAAGCGAUGAGGUAAGGAGGCAUGAUGAAGACGGGUGUGUGGGUGUGUGCGUCUGCGCUCUUUGUUAGGCCUGCUGGACAGGAUUGCAUGUGUGGAAAGGAGUCAAGGGAUGAAUAGAAAGGGCAAGAAAGAAAGGACAAGCAGGAAGCUGUGGGAGGGAGGGAGAAAAAAAACAGCAAAUGUGUGAGGACAAGUUUCAAGGGCAGAAGUCAUCAGAAAUGGAAUGACUGUUAAUUCUUAUGAACAUUUUCAACAUCCGCUUUUAUACAUGCACACACACUCCCACACUUCCUUUAUUUACUCACUGAGGUGGAUUCAUCGUCAGGCUGCAUAUUGUGUUUCUUGGACCACUCAAGCCUGAUUACUGGAAGUCCACAGAGCAAGAAAAGGGGUGGGAGGCAUGAGGAAUGCCUCUCCUGGUAUCCUAGGAUGCUCCAGACAUUUUGAUCUGCCUGCUACAUACUCCUAUCUGCUGCAAAGACUGCCAGAGACGCAGAUCUCUGAUUUAAAGACAGCUAAAGAGACAGCCGUCAGAGCUCUGCCUCGAACAAGCAGAUGUCUUCUGCAGACGUUAUGAUAGGCCUCCUCUUGUCUUCUACACACAGGCUACAAGCUGUCUGUCUGUAUAGAUCUUGUGUGAGAAAUAUAAGAUUGAUUGGUUGAUUUCACUGUCCUGUGGCUUUGUGAAGUCUGUUUUGUAUUUGUUUUGUGAGUCGUCAUAAGGGCUCUGUCAAACCAAUAUUUACCAACAACACAGUAAAAAAAAAAAAAUAAAUAAAAUAAAAAAACAGCAGACCUUUCAAAAGGAAGUGCGUGCUUUAGUCACUAAU
This is a messenger RNA of Myripristis murdjan (pinecone soldierfish), 1925 nucleotides long. It is a transcript of the gene rnf11b, whose product is annotated as ring finger protein 11b. Gene Ontology annotation, cellular component: ubiquitin ligase complex. Lineage: Eukaryota; Metazoa; Chordata; Actinopteri; Holocentriformes; Holocentridae. The record is from RefSeq and is a predicted model, not a curated record. Gene Ontology annotation, molecular function: ubiquitin protein ligase activity. Gene Ontology annotation, biological process: ubiquitin-dependent protein catabolic process. The transcript is spliced from 3 exons. The coding region runs from base 470 to 925 and encodes 151 amino acids.